CGGAAAAACCGCUAUUGAUGUACAUAUUUCCAAUUUGUUUGUGGUCGGGACUUGUUGUUGGAGUUUCCCAUCGCAUUAAACGGAAUCGAAAUGUUUCCCAUAUUAGUUCAGUGUCUGUCUGUCGUGUAAAAAAGUGUGGAACAAUAAUAUUUGCAUGCACAUAAAUUUACAUAAAUGAGAACACAUCGCAGCGGCAACAACAAUGCGAUGGCAUUGCCACGACCGAAGCAGCGCUUCUAUAAGCGCACCGGCCUCACCAUUCCCAUGCCAGCGCGCAAGGGGCUGUUAGCGCCCCAAAACACAUUUCUGGACACCAUCGCCACCCGUUUCGAUGGCACGCACUCGAACUUUGUGCUCGGCAAUGCGCAGGCAAAUGGCAAUCCAAUUGUUUAUUGCUCGGAUGGGUUCGUGGAUUUGACAGGAUAUUCACGCGCUCAAAUUAUGCAAAAGGGCUGCUCAUGUCAUUUCCUCUAUGGACCGGAUACGAAGGAUGAGCACAAACAGCAAAUUGAGAAAAGCCUCUCCGCCAAAAUGGAACUGAAGCUCGAGGUGAUUUUCUACAAGAAAGAAGGUGCUCCGUUCUGGUGCCUCUUCGACCUUGUGCCCAUUAAGAACGAAAAGCGCGAUGUGGUCCUCUUUCUGGCCUCCCACAAGGAUAUCACCCACACCAAGAUGCUCGAGAUGAACGUGAACGAGGAAUGUGAUAGCGUUUUUGCCCUUACAGCUGCACUGUUGGGCGCUCGGUUCCGGGCCGGGUCCAAUGCCGGAAUGCUGGGCCUGGGCGGCCUGCCUGGACUGGGCGGUCCCACGGAUAGCGAUGGCGAUGUGGAGGCCGGAGAGGGCAACAAUUUGGAUGUGCCUGCAGGCUGCAACAUGGGACGUAGACGCAGUCGUGCGGUAUUGUACCAACUCUCGGGGCACUACAAGCCCGAAAAGGGUGGUGUCAAAACCAAAUUGAAGCUGGGCAAUAACUUUAUGCAUUCAACCGAGGCUCCGUUUCCCGAAUACAAAACACAAUCGAUAAAAAAGUCACGCUUGAUUCUGCCCCAUUACGGUGUAUUCAAAGGCUUCUGGGACUGGGUCAUACUUCUGGCCACCUUCUAUGUGGCCCUAAUGGUGCCCUACAAUGCAGCAUUUGCCAAAGCGGAUCGCCAGACGAUGGUCUCGGAUGUCAUUGUGGAGGCGCUUUUCAUAGUAGAUAUUCUGCUGAACUUCCGCACGACCUUCGUCUCGCGCAAAGGUGAGGUCGUGUCCAAUUCCAAGCAGAUUGCCAUCAAUUACUUCCGAGGCUGGUUUGCCCUGGACCUGCUCGCCGCUUUGCCCUUUGAUCAUCUGUAUGCCUCCGAUUUGUAUGACGGCGAGGAGUCGCACAUCCAUCUUGUGAAAUUGACGCGACUGUUGCGUUUGGCUAGGUUGUUGCAAAAAAUUGAUCGAUACUCGCAGCACACGGCCAUGAUACUGACAUUGCUGAUGUUCUCCUUCACGCUGGCCGCCCACUGGCUAGCCUGCAUCUGGUACGUGAUAGCGGUCAAGGAGUACGAAUGGUUCCCCGAGAGCAACAUUGGGUGGCUGCAGCUGCUGGCCGAACGAAAGAAUGCCACUGUGGCCAUCCUGACGACGGCGGAAACCUACUCGACGGCCCUGUACUUCACCUUUACCAGUCUCACAUCGGUGGGCUUCGGCAAUGUAUCCGCCAAUACCACGUGCGAGAAGGUCUUCACCAUUAUUAUGAUGCUAAUUGGAGCUCUGAUGCAUGCCGUGGUCUUUGGUAAUGUGACGGCCAUCAUUCAGCGCAUGUACUCCCGGCGAUCCCUCUACGAGAGCAAGUGGCGCGAUCUAAAAGAUUUUGUGGCAUUGCAUAAUAUGCCCAAGGAGCUGAAGCAACGCAUUGAGGAUUACUUCCAGACAUCCUGGUCUCUAAGCCACGGCAUUGACAUAUACGAGACGCUACGCGAAUUUCCCGAAGAGCUGCGUGGCGACGUCUCCAUGCAUCUCCACCGUGAAAUAUUACAGCUACCGAUAUUCGAGGCUGCCUCACAGGGCUGCCUGAAGCUGUUGUCGCUGCACAUAAAGACGAACUUCUGCGCACCCGGCGAAUAUCUAAUCCACAAAGGCGAUGCCCUCAACUACAUCUACUAUCUGUGCAACGGCUCCAUGGAGGUGAUCAAGGACGAUAUGGUUGUGGCCAUUUUGGGUAAGGGUGACCUGGUCGGCUCCGACAUCAACGUGCACCUGGUGGCCACAAGCAAUGGCCAGAUGACGGCCACCACUAACAGCGCUGGCCAGGAUGUUGUCGUCCGCAGCAGCAGCGAUAUAAAGGCGCUCACCUACUGCGACCUGAAGUGCGUCCACAUGGGCGGACUUGUGGAGGUGCUUCGGCUGUACCCCGAAUACCAGCAACAGUUCGCCAAUGACAUCCAGCACGACCUGACCUACAACCUGCGCGAGGGCUACGAGAACCAGGACUCGGACAUCGGUCCCUCCUUCCCGCUGCCCAGCAUCAGCGAGGACGACGAGAACCGCGAGGAGGGCGAGGAGGGGCGUGCAGAUAAGGAGAAUGGUGCCGUUCCGGCCGGCGGGGCUGCGGCCGGUGGGGCUACACCCUCGCCGCUGCACAGCGUAAACACCGCUUCUCCGCUUCAUGCGGCACGAUCCCCACUACUCGGAAUGGGCAGCCCACGCAACCAGCGGCUGAACCAGCGCGGACGCUCUUUGAUCACGCUACGAGAGACGAACAAGCGGCACCGGAAUCUCAAUGCGGCCUGCAGCCUGGACAGAGGCUCGUUCGAGGAGCCAGACACCGAAGGGGAGGAGCCGGCGGUUGGCAAGCGGCCAUCGCUGGAGCGGUUGGAUUCGCAGGUCUCCACCCUGCACCAGGACGUCGCCCAGCUGAGCGUGGAGGUGCGCAACGCGAUAACCGCCCUGCAGGAGAUGGCCUUCACCUCCACGGCCAUGACGUCGCACAGUUCCCUAAAAUUCCAGCCGGCCCGCUCCAUUCCGAACAUCAGCGGAGGUGUCGCCUCUCGCUCCGGAUUGGGCCUGGCUGAUGCUGCUGGCUUGGACUUGAUGGGCGGACACCUGCCCAAUGGUGGUGGCCCAGAGGUGGCGCCUAUGCACAGGAGCUCUUCGCAUCCGCCCGAGGUGUGGGGCCGCGAUGUGCAGCUGCCGGGCAGCAAUGCGGUCAGCUCGAAAUCGGCGCAGGCAUCCCCGGAGACAGCGGCGACCAACGGUGAACCGAUCCGGACGACGGCCAAUCGCAGCACCCAGACAGACUUCUACCGCAUCGACUUCCCCACAUUCGAGCGCUUCGUGUUGGCCAAUCCGCGCCUGGUCCUGGGCCUGUUGGGCAUCGAGCCGGCCAUCAAGAACGAAAUGGAACUCCUGCAGCAGAAACAGACCCUCCAGAUAUCGCCGCUUAACACCAUCGACGAAUGCAUCUCCCCGGCAGAUCCCACUCUGGGAGGCUCCAAGGAGCGUUUGCUUGGCCCGACUGGCGGGUCCAGUGCCGGACGCAUCUAUCCGCCGUUGGACGAUGAGAACUCGAAUGAUUUUCGCUGGACCAUGAAGCACUCGGCCAGCCAGCAUAGCUGCUGCAAGAGCACGGACAGCCUGCUCACAUCGGAGGAGCAGAUGGCUCCACCGCCGCCAUCGGUCGAGGCGCCGCCUCUGCCCCAGGAGCGAUCCAAGCGAAUUCGACGCAGCGUAAGUGGCAGCAAUUCGAGCAUCUCCAGCAGCACCUCCAGCUCCAACAGCUGCGUGGUCUCGCAGAGCACUGGCAAUCUUACCACCAGCGCCUCGGUGCACUGCAGCAGCAGCAGCAGCCAGAGCGUCGCCAGUGUGGCCACCACAAGACGCGCCUCCUGGAAGUUGCAAAACUCACGCAGCGGAGAAUACCGACGGCUUUCGGAGGCCACCGCAGAGUACUCGCCACCGGCCAAGACCCCCAACCCGAUUCCGAUACAGGUGGUAGCAACAGCAGCCGGCUAUUUCAGGGACGAAGAGGAGAGUGUGGAGCUACUAGGACCCCGACGUGGCUCAAGGCCAAUCCUGCUGGGCGUGAGCCAAGGCCAGGGCCAGGGCCAGGCCGUGAAUUUCCGCUUCUCUGCCGGCGAUGCUGACAAAUUGGAGAAGGGACUGCGUGGCCUGCCAUCCACUCGCUCCCUACGCGAUUCGAGUGGCAAGUAAGAGUAAGAGGCAUUGUUUAUGGAUGACUGGAUGAAUGGAUAGGUGGAUGCGUGGAUGCGUGAGUGGUUUGAGGGUGCUUGGGUGGCAUGUGUGGACUCAUUUACAUGCAACCGUCGUGCGUGAUUUAUGGCCUAAUUAAUACUAAAAUACGAAGACGCUUUUACAUUUAAUAUCGUAUCUCUAAGAUACAGAAAAGAGCUGAGUUGUUCAUUGAUUUCUCCCUUAGUUAGUUAGUUGUAUUAUUCAGCUGUAUGUGCAGCCAUUUGUCUUUAAAAGUGAUCUAAAAACGAUAGAAUAAUGGUUAAUUUAAGCGUGUAAGAAACAUUAACGAAAUUCGGUUGUUUUCCCUUAGUUAUAUUUAAUUUAAUUUAAUAGGUUAAGUCUAUAUUUCCAACUCUAUAUUCGCAUUCCCAAGGUUUUAAUUUAAGCCAGGCAGGCGUCCAUCAUCGGUGGGUGAACCAGAUACAUAUUUAUUGUACAGCAUAUCACAAAGAGAAAGAGAGAUGGAGAGAUGGAGAGAGAUCCAAAUAUGUAUAUUUGUCUAGGCUAGUCUAUUUUUGUAAAGGCCGCGUCCGGAAUGGUUGAUCAGGAAAGGCAGUCCAUCACUCCAUCAGCGACUGUGUGGCUGUCUACAGGGAAAGUGCAGUGCAAAGAACAGAUACAUAUAUAUUUUCCUAAUCAAAAAGUUAUAGAUGUUAGAUAAUAUACAUACAUGUAUGUAUGUAUAUGCUCACAUGAAUGUUAUAUUUAGAUACCGAUACCCAGAUUAGUCUGCUGGAUGGAGACAGUAAAAGUUAUAUUUCUCAGCCAACCACAAAUAUCUGAAUGUUUAGGCUAAGACUCAGGCUCAGGCUCAGGCUCAGGCUCGGGCUAUGGAAUGCGGAACGAGGCAGAACAGAGAAGGUACAAAUCUAUAGACCUCCGAUUAAUGUUAAUUAUAUGUACCUACAUAUAUGUGUGCAUAUGUAUCCAUAUGUAUAUGCAUAUGUAUAUGUGUGUCGAGCUUGCUUAGCAACUGAAAUCACUUAAACAAUGGGUGAAAUAUUAACCAUAUACUGUAUAUUGAAUCAACGACUCCUAAACGGAGAUGUUAUCAUGCCUGUAUAGAGGGAUAUUUGAGGAAUUGCAGCUACCUGAUUGAGUAUACAUGGAUAUGGCAAAAUAAAAGAAAAUAUGGUAAACAUGGGAAAGAAUAUUUGUAACGAAACCCUUUCCCAUACCCAUCCACCACAUUUCUCUAGUCAGCGAUGGGAUGGGAUGGGUGGCGGAGGGGAUACCAUAGAUUAUGCUAAGAUAAUCGACAAUCGAGUGCACGUAACGAGUGCUAAAAAUUUAUUGAAUGGACAGAGUUCUGCUUUAAAAGUGAACUUUAGAUCGUUUGGAUAAGAUAAUGAAUUUUGUGAUUCGCAGCGUGGAUAGGCAACAUUAAUUAAUCGACAAAGUGUUUAAUUUGGUGUUUGUUCAAUCGUUAAAUAUUCAACUGAAAACUGAAGUGUACAUUUCCGUCAUCUCAUAUAUGUAUAUCCUGGUAUAUGUAUAUUUAUGUAUGUAUAUUUUAGUAUAUGUAACUAUAUCUGAAUAUCUGAAUAUCUGUGUAUAUUUGUAAUUUGCUCGAAAGAACUAUAAAGACUUGAGCUUCAUUCUAUCUUUGAUGUAAGCAUUCUAUGAUAAUAAGUGUGUUAGUUUUAUAUGUGGGUUAAGUGUACAAACACAUCUACACAUAUGUUUUAGCCAAGCCAAUCAUACUGGCCUACAACUACAACCUAAGCAGAACAUUUCAAUUGAUAUCUACGAGCAUUAAAGCCAGUUUAAACCAGAGAGAGCAUCUAUUGAACGUUUUUAAAUGUUUUAACCUAAUGUUAUCAAGACUAUAUACAAGUUAAUAAAUGUAGUUAUACACCUAAAUCAUACACGAAUAUCCGAUAUUUCAAUAAACAAUAAACUUGA
This is a messenger RNA of Drosophila obscura, 6132 nucleotides long. RefSeq names its product potassium voltage-gated channel subfamily H member 8 (gene Elk). NCBI's taxonomy places the organism in Eukaryota, Metazoa, Arthropoda, Insecta, Diptera, Drosophilidae. The transcript has 16 exons. Gene Ontology annotation, biological process: regulation of membrane potential; potassium ion transmembrane transport. The record is from RefSeq and is a predicted model, not a curated record. Gene Ontology annotation, cellular component: membrane. The coding region runs from base 175 to 4185 and encodes 1336 amino acids. Gene Ontology annotation, molecular function: voltage-gated potassium channel activity.